Molecule: messenger RNA, 792 nt
Organism: Corylus avellana
Lineage: Eukaryota; Viridiplantae; Streptophyta; Magnoliopsida; Fagales; Betulaceae
Source: RefSeq, a predicted model, not a curated record
AUGUUGGGGCAAUCUUGCCGGAAAGGUGAAGCUAAAAGCACUUAUGGAACUGGUGCUUUCAUACUUCUCAACACAGGUGAAGAGAUAAUCCAGUCAAAGCAUGGGCUCCUAUCCACUUUAGCAUUCAAGCUUGGCCCCAAAGCACCAACAAAUUAUGCUCUGGAGGGAUCAAUUGCUAUUGCUGGAGCUGCAGUUCAGUGGCUCAGAGACAGUCUUGGGAUAAUUAGUAGUGCGAGUGAGAUUGAGGAAUUGGCAUUAAAGGUUGAAUCCUGCGGUGGGGUUUACUUUGUGCCUGCUUUUAAUGGAUUGUUUGCUCCUUGGUGGCGUGAUGAUGCUCGUGGAGUUUGUAUUGGGAUCACAAGGUUUACAAGCAAGGCUCACAUUGCUCGAGCUGUGCUUGAGAGCAUGUGUUUCCAAGUCAAAGAUUUGUUGGAUUCCAUGCACAAAGAUGCAGGGGAGGGGAGUGAGGUUAAGAAUGAGAAGGGGGAAUUCUUGCUUAGGGUAGAUGGUGGUGCUACUGUUAACAGUCUUUUGAUGCAGAUUCAGGCAGACUUGUUGGGAAGCCCGGUCGUGAGACCAGCUGACAUAGAAACAACCGCUCUUGGAGCAGCCUAUGCUGCUAGAUUAGCAGUUGGUUUUUGGACAGAAGAUGAGAUAUUUGCUUCUGAAGAAAAGUUGAAAACUGCAACCAUUUUCCGUUCAACAUUAAAUGAAGAGUUAAGGAAGAAGAAGGUGGAGUCUUGGUGCAAAGCUGUUUCCAGAACUUUUGACUUGGUUGAUCUUUCUCUUUGA